This is a messenger RNA of Pomacea canaliculata, 3690 nucleotides long. RefSeq names its product inner centromere protein A-like. Gene Ontology annotation, molecular function: transcription cis-regulatory region binding. The record is from RefSeq and is a predicted model, not a curated record. Gene Ontology annotation, cellular component: nucleus. NCBI's taxonomy places the organism in Eukaryota, Metazoa, Mollusca, Gastropoda, Architaenioglossa, Ampullariidae. Gene Ontology annotation, biological process: regulation of transcription by RNA polymerase II.
AAGGAGAACAUAUUUAUGGGAGAGAAAGAGUCACGAAAGGUGACAAGGACUCAGUUAAGCCACGCCCACAGCACGCCAGGACCAACAGCGAGACCUUUGUGGCCCUCAACAAGUUAGAGCUGUCACGGUCCAAUAGUAUGCAAGAAAAGCAUACCAACGCCAUGUCUUUUCCAGCAAACGGCCACGUUAAGGUUGACCCUGUGUCAAGGUCUACAGGUCAAGACAGCGACCAGAGAAGGGGAGUUAAUGGCGUUGGACUGAAGCAGACGAGUUCUCUCUUUGAUCGUUCCAGGCCGGUGGAACACAGGCGAUUCCCGUCUGCGUCUAUCAGUUUGGCAAGCAAAGACUCCGUGAUUAUGGAAGACCCGAGUGAGCACCAAGAAACGUCAGGUCCAUCAGGUUCUGGAGUGACGUCACUUCCGGUGAAAAAUUCCUUUGAUCUGGACUACUCUUUCAACUUGACAUACGCUCAGCUGGCGGAGUUCCGCCGCCAGUCGCGACAGGCUGACCUGGAGAACAGGGUGGACAAGAGGGUGGCUGAUAUCGUGGAUGACAGGGAGAAGAACUCUCCCCAAGACACAUCGGUGGGCAGAAGCGAUGACCAGUUUUCUCUUGCCAGCGCCAGCAGUCAGGGGUCCGACCUGGGUGUCGGCAAGUCCAAGAAACGGCAGGCGCCGCCACCGCCUGGUGCAAGACAAAAGGACAACAAUCCUGAAAAGCCCUCCCUGACCGCUGAACCACCAGCGGACUACGAUUUCGAUGAGCUGACAACAACAUCACAAAGAAAGUUUUCGCUGCAAAGUCAAGCAUCAUCAUCUUCCUCGUCCUCAAGAACUUCAAAGGGACCUGCCCCCAAAAUACCUUCCCGUGCACCUCCUGCCUUUUCCCCGCCACCCAUACCUCAACAGAUCCCUCCUGCAGUUUCUGCGGCAAGUAAGGUCUUGAUCAGUACCUCCACACCUACCUUCCAGGUUUCUGGCCAAGGUAAGACAACCGAUGGCGACGCCGGGGUCAGACAGGCUGCUCACCGCACUGACACGGAGGUGAACUUCACGGCCAGAGCCAUUGCCGAUGCCAGGGCUGAGCUGGAGGCCCUGGAGAAGCUCAAGGCUGCGUUAAAGCAUGUGGAGGAUGACUCACAGCAAACAACAACAUCUGUACAACAAGCAGCCACACCCAUGGACAACAGUCAACACACUCAUGCUGCGGAGGAAGGCAUGUCGUCUGUAACACAAAAUAAAUAUGCGAAGCAUGAGGCUGAACACCAUAGUCCUUUAACUGGCAGGUUAGCUGGAGCUGAGGACGUUAUCACUGACACAGCAGAUUCGAGAGGGCAAACUUCAGAGCACAACAUACCCUCCGUAGCAACGUCCGUCCCAUCAGUACCAUCCACAAAAGAAGAGCAAAGUGACAUGAACGGUAAAUCUGUAGAGAACAAUGAGAAGUCGGCCACUCCACGGAAACUCAGCUCCUUGCUGCAACACGACAUCGUCAUGACGGUGGAAAGGAGGAGUGAGAAAAGUCUGGUGAAGACCCGGAUGUCGGCCGACCCUCCGCGCCCCAAGGACCAGCACGCGCUGUUCCGCGAGGAACUGGAGAAGGCCUCCAGAGCUCGGGAAGAGCGGCGCAACAACAGAAAGCUGGAAGACAGCCAGAGGGCGCUCCAUGUCAGCCUCAUAGCUAAGAGUGAAGAGUUAAAAUUAGACACGAAAACAAUGGACAGAAAGCUUGAUCAGGGUUUAAGAAAUGAAACAGAUUUAUCUCUUGUAUCAUCUGUUGCAAUGAGAGACAGUCAUCUUCCUGGUGGAUCUUCUAAAGCUGAACAGAGCGUGUCAGAGCCCAACCCUGACCAGGACAUGAACUGCAGUAAGGGCGGCUCUGGUUGGACCUCUGCACCAGUCGUCAUGAAUGGAGUGAUAGACUUGUCCGAUGAGGAAGGGGUCGUGACCUCUGCUGUAGAAGAUAACGGCUCUGUACAAACUCGCACCUUUUCAAAAGACUGGAAACCCGAGGAUGACCUCGAUUCAGACGAUGACAUCAUGGACGAUACACUAUACUCGAGGAAUUCUGUGUCGCUCGAGACAUCGAACGGAUUCAAGUCUUCAGUCCUCUCAAGUCGAAUAGACGACAUGAAAUCCAGAAAAAGGUCGGAGUUGAAGAAAGCCGAGUAUUUGGACGAGUACAACAAGCGGGGCCAGAAGUUCAGGAAGUCCAUGCACGAGAGCUUCACAAAGUUUGGCUCCACCAGCAGCUCGCCUAGAACACUCCUCAAGCAGGACAAGUCCAUUGACUUGGGGGCGGAUCGUUCGGAAGAAAACGGUGGUCACCAGAAAUCUUCAUCUUCUCAGGACGCGGUCUUAACGAAUGGAGCUAGACGACUAUCUCAUACGAAUUCCAACAUUGCAGAGGAAAAUGGAGGAAACAUGGUGCACUGGUCUGGCGCCACCGACCCCAGUGUAGGGAUAAUGAAACGUGCUGGCGUGGCUUACGUCGGGAGCAAAGGUCAGAUCGUUGUUCUCCCCGACUACGAAUCGGUUCACCCAGACCCGGAGGGUCACGCACGAAGGGACGAAGAAUGGCACGUGCCCAGAAUCUUUGGCAAGAAGACGAAGAAGUUCACGUACGAGUCGACAGUUAGGAAGAAGGAGAAGAAGCGCGUGGCGGAGGAGAUAGCGGGUGUUGUGGGUCGCCGGGAGCAACAGAUGGAGAUGGAACGAAACCGACAAAAGGACACGGAAUUGCAGUUCCGGCGCCUUCGCCAUUUGGAGAGUCAGGAGCGACUGCAUGCUGUCAACAUCCAGCAGGAACAGCGCCACAACGAUAACCAUGCUUUAGGAACUACAGUGCUGUGUACACCCUCCUCCCUCCUUUUGCAGCAGCAGCAGCAGCAGCAACAACAGCAACAACAACAACAACAACAACAACAACAGCAGCAGCAGCAGCAGCAUUUGUACACCACUUUUACGGCAGACAUGGCAAACAGGUCAGGCCAAACUUCCAGUUUGAGUCCCAGUUCCGGAGUGGAUGGCCUUCUUCCUUCUUCUUUUGUCAUCCCUCAGAAACAAUAUUAUCAGGACGCUCGAACCAUGACAUGGGACAUGGCUGAUAAAUUGAAUCGCUCACAGGUCCUCAUCCCAUCUUCCACUGCGGCUCCUCAUCUCGUCAACCCCACUUCCUACGCCAUGAAUCACACAGAGCUUCCAGCCUCAUCUCUGUCGGCCACACCUGGUGGCCUUGACAGCACUUACCUCAACCUGUACACGACUUCGCUGUGUUUUCAACCUCCACAGCCUCAGCAGCAAUGGUCCUACAUGGUGGGCAACCUCGGCAACAAUGGCGUCGUGCCUCAGUCGACAGAUGAGCAGCUGAGGUCUGUAGGGCCAGGCAUGUUCGUAUCCUCAGCAGCAGACUCCACGGCAUUGGGAGGUCAACAAGCAAUGAUGAACUGGAUGGCAGCCAGGGGCAACCCUCUCUGUGGCCCAGUUCAAAUUCCGAUCGCCAUGGUAAACCCGAUGCCGGCUGUCGUGAUGGACAUACCGAGACCAGUUGACAGUUUUGGUGCUUCUUUUUAUGGACACGGGAAGACCGACUGGCGACGCCGACUUCCUCGUGCUGGGCCCCGAGGCCUCGCGAUAUUUUCGGGACCUGGAUAACCCAGUGUACAUGUCCAGCGACGAGGAGGAGGAGGAG